Cloeon dipterum is the source of this 1734-nucleotide messenger RNA. RefSeq names its product double-stranded RNA-specific editase 1-like. Lineage: Eukaryota; Metazoa; Arthropoda; Insecta; Ephemeroptera; Baetidae. Gene Ontology annotation, biological process: regulation of regulatory ncRNA processing; siRNA processing. The transcript has 8 exons. Gene Ontology annotation, cellular component: cytoplasm; RISC complex; nucleus. Bases 123 to 1217 code for a protein of 364 amino acids. Gene Ontology annotation, molecular function: double-stranded RNA binding; siRNA binding. The record is from RefSeq and is a predicted model, not a curated record.
UUUCGACUCUACACUUUAACCAUCUUCGAUUAGUUUGGUAGAGACGCAUUCUCUGCACCUACACGUGUGAAAGAAAUAAUAUUUUCUUGCAAUUAAUACGUUAUAAAACAAACUGAAAGGCCAUGAGCUACCAAACUAGAAACCGGGGUCGCACCACAGCUGCCCAGAUGAUGAUGCAGUCGGUUUCGGCCAGUCAGCCGGCCCAGCAGCAGCCGCAGGUCAUGUUCACGCAGAGCGCACCCCAAUGCCAGACGCAGCAGCCGAUACCGGCACCGCCAAUACCGCAUUUCCUGCAGGACGCCGACGUUAAAAUGGACGAUGAUGUCGAGGACGGAUACGAAGACCUCCUCGAUAAUGAUGAGACUGAGGUGAAGACCAAGAAGUGGCAGUCGAAGAAGAAGGACCCCUUGUACAAAGUGUCUAAGAAAGUUCGCCGUAAGCGUAUGAACGCUCGGCUGCGUCGACUCCUGCAGCCAAAGAAUGCCAUCAUGGUGCUGAACGAGAUGAGCGAAUCUGUCAAGUUCACUUUCCACGAACCUCUCACUCCGACCACAACCUUGUUCCAAGUUAGCGUUGAGGUUGAUGGACAAGUGUACAACGGGCAAGGACUUUCGAAGCCAACUGCAAAACAGGCUGCUGCUGAGAACGCACUGCGUUCUCUCUUGAUGGAGAAAAUGGCCCAAGGGGAGGCUGGCACUGGCGAAAUCGACGAGUCUGGAACCAAGGAGGCGGAAAAAGAGGCCAACAUCUCAGACGUGCCCCCUGGUGAGGAGCCACCACUGCUGGACCUGGAGGGUCGACCCGUCAAUGGCCAGCCCGCGCAGCCUGAAGAUGACGUGCCGUGGGGAAGUCUUGCGUCAUUCGCACUCUUCAAACUCUUCACUGAGUGGCAGAGUCAGGGCAUUAAUGUCAACUUCAAGCCAAAUGCCAAACCGAAUGCAAACCUACACGAGGGUCGCUCUACUCCGGCUCCAAUGAAAAAAUUGCCCGACAACCCCACUGAGAGACAUCCAGUUAUGCUGUUGAAUCAACUCCGGCCCAGCGCACUGUUCGAGGAUGCAGGCCAGCAAGGCGUUCCCCCGAAUAUUAUGUUUACCGUGACUGUAUCGUUAGACGGAGCCUCAUACCAGGGAAUCGGCAAGAACAAGAAGGAUGCCAAGAAGGAAGCAGCGAAACAAGCUCUUGCAAGCAUCUUUAAUGUGCACUAUGACAACUAAUAAAUUAUCAGUAGCUGGAAAUCCCAUUUACAUCAAAAUGCUACGCUAUUAGCUUAAGUAUCGCCGGUGAAUUUAAUUUCAAUCGUUAGACUGUUUUUUGUAUAAUGCAAGCCCGUAAGCUUUAUGAUUUUGUUUAAGUGUCGACUAUAAUUAACAGUAAUUCUAGGAGUUAUUUCGCUUGAGGUUUAUCCUUCCUAGGUGUUACAGUUUCACGACAUUUGAUGGAGCAUUUCAUCACUUCUCUUUAAACAGCACCUGUCCUCCUCUUUAGUGUGUAUUUCAUUUAAAGUAGAGGCGUAAAGCAUGUCUUGCUUUCUAGGUUUACACCUUUAUACAUUUUACUGGCUGCGUGGCCGUAUGUGCAUGGUGCACUAUCUUUAAUUACAGUGUCAAAUUUUCAAGACUUAUCACACUACAUAGUAAUUAAGCUUCCCUGCGCGCGAUUCCCCCUUCCGAAACAUUUGUGUACGCGGUCGUAUAUAUCAAGUAAAAUUAAAGUGCGUGUCCGAUAUACAAA